CUUCCCUUGAAAGGAGAAACCAAACCAUAUGAAACAAGAUUUAAAAAGAAUUUGGAAGAAGAAUGGGUUGCACCUGUGCCAUUGCCUCCAAUGCCUAAAGAUUUCAAAGAAUAUCCAGAACGUGAUUUGGUGAACUAUCCUUUCCCAGCAAGAUUUAUGUACGCGCCAAAAACUCGCAUGUUGAUGUUUCCAGAUUCAUGGUUCACGGCUUUUUAUAACAUUACUGGCAUUUCUGGUAUUUUUGGCAUACUUUGCAUCUUUUUUAUAAACAUACAACUGUGGAAUCAAAAAUUAAAAUGCUCGAAUUUUCAGGUCCUUACCUUCUCGUUUUUGGCACUUAUGCCUUUUUAUCAGCUUAACAACUAUUUGUUCAGAAAGGUAACUGCCAAGCACGAAAAAUACAAAAAACUUAUGGCAGAUGAACUGGCUGAUUGUCAAAAAAAGAAAAAGGAUGUUAUAGAUACAGUUGAAUCGAUCAAGUUGAUCAAAGAAAAUUUUCCGUCUAUUUUUGAAGAAAAUAUGGCGAUACAAUUGGAAGCAGCCUAUAGGAAGAAUGUGGAGAUGGUAAAUAUGGAAAUGAAACGUCGUCUGGAUUAUCUUCGGGAAACUCAAGAAACAAAAAAGCGUUUCGCAAAAGAGCACAUGCUAAAAUGGAUUAUAGAUUCUGUAACUUUUGCCAAUUUAUUUAAAUUAAUAUUUAUUUUUCAGGCUUUUAAUCAAAAACUUUUGCAAUUUCGCAGAUUCAGUUUUACUUAA
Molecule: messenger RNA, 756 nt
Organism: Dracunculus medinensis (Guinea worm)
Lineage: Eukaryota; Metazoa; Nematoda; Chromadorea; Rhabditida; Dracunculidae
Source: the annotation of a GenBank genome assembly